Molecule: messenger RNA, 1840 nt
Organism: Leptinotarsa decemlineata (Colorado potato beetle)
Lineage: Eukaryota; Metazoa; Arthropoda; Insecta; Coleoptera; Chrysomelidae
Gene: Pgm1
Product: Phosphoglucose mutase 1
Biological process (GO): carbohydrate metabolic process
Cellular component (GO): cytosol
Molecular function (GO): magnesium ion binding; phosphoglucomutase activity
Source: RefSeq, a predicted model, not a curated record
GUUCAGUUUUUCAUAAAUAAUAAUGCGAUUGCGCAAACUAGCACGCAGGCUGCGCAAAACGACAACUCAUUGGUCGACCUCUCUCUGACAUUGAACUUUUCAAAAUAUUAGUAGUAUCUUCAUAAUCUUUUUUCAAAUUUGCACAAAUCGUGUAGACAAUUAAAGCUCACACUUGAACUAUUCAAUCAUUAUUACUGGACUCCAAAAAGGGUUGAAUAUGGCCCUUACUUCCGUUAAUAUAUCUACAAACCCUUUCGAGGGUCAGAAACCAGGAACAAGUGGAUUGAGAAAGAAGGUAAAGGUGUUCAUGGAAAAACAUUAUACUGAAAACUUCAUCCAGUGUAUUUUGAAUGCUCUUGGAGACAAAGUUAAAGGUUCUACCUUGAUUGUUGGAGGAGAUGGAAGAUAUUUUUCCAAACAAGCCAUCAAUAUCAUUAUAAGAAUUGCAUCUGCUAAUGGGGUUGCAAAAUUGGUCAUUGGACAGUUAGGUAUUCUCUCCACUCCUGCGGUGUCUAGCCUGAUAAGAAAUCACAAAGUGUUGGGUGGAAUUGUUUUAACUGCUUCUCACAACCCAGGAGGUAUUAGGAAUGAUUUUGGCAUAAAAUAUAACAUUGAAAAUGGUGGUCCAGCGCCUGAUCAUGUCAGUGAUGCAAUCUAUGACCAUACAAAGAAAAUCUCAGAGUACAAAUUCACGCCCAAACUUGAAACUGACAGGCUUAUUGACAUUUUGGGUACCACAACAUACAAUGUUGAUGGACAUGACUUUGUAGUAGAGGUAAUAGACUCUACUGCAGAUUAUGUUGCUCUGAUGAAACAAAUAUUUGACUUCCACAAAUUGAGAACUCUAAUUCGUGGAACUGACAAACGUCCACCUUUCAAUGUCCUCAUAGAUUCAAUGAAUGGAGGUAAGUGUUCGGAUUUGUUUUAUGUUCCAUCAAAAAAUGAAACAUCAUUCCACGAACGAUUAGCAAAUGAAUCUUCGAUUUUUUUGUUUCAGGAUCGAAAUAUGAUUAUUGGAAAAAACGCAUUUUUUGUAACGCCUAGUGAUAGUUUGGCUGUAUUAGCAAAUAAUUUAGAAUGCAUUCCAUAUUUUAAAGAAAAUGGCAUCCAUGGAUUUGCCAGGUCUAUGCCUACAGCUGCUGCUGUAGAUAGGGUAGCAGCAAAGUUGGGCAAAGAGAUGUUUGAAGUACCUACUGGAUGGAAAUACUUUGGAAACUUGAUGGAUGCUGGGAGGUUAUCUCUUUGCGGUGAAGAGAGUUUUGGUACCGGUUCUGACCACAUUCGAGAGAAAGAUGGAAUUUGGGCAGUUUUAGCAUGGCUUUCCGUAAUUGAGCACAAGAAUAUGAGUGUAGAAGAAAUUUUGAAGGAACACUGGGGUAUAUAUGGGAGAAAUUAUUUCACAAGAUACGAUUAUGAAGAAUGUGAAAGUGAUGCAGCCAAUCAACUAAUGGCACAUUUAGAAAAACUAAUAAACAGCGAUACUCUUGUUGGGAAAUCAUAUACAGCAAUUGGAAAAACUUAUAAAAUAAGUAAAGCUGAUAAUUUCUCAUAUGUAGAUCCAAUUGAUGAAAGUGUGGCAAAAAAUCAGGGAAUAAGAAUUCUUUUUGAGGAUGGGUCCAGAUUGAUUUAUAGGUUGUCAGGAACAGGAAGCAGUGGGGCCACGAUAAGGUUAUAUAUUGACAGUUAUGAAAAAGAUAAUGUACUUAGUGAUGCACAGGUAAGAGAUGAUACAAUGAUACUGAUACAUAGUUUAAUUUUGGAAAUCAUUCUUAUAUAUCAUGAGUUCAUUUUCUCACCUGAUACAUGGUUUUUUUUUCAACAGUGACCUUUUGUGAAGAUA